AUCACAGUCGGUCUCUCUGUCUUUGGCAUCCACGCAUUUAUGUUCAAGUGUUCAUGCCGUCGUGUGGCUGCUGCUGCUGCUGCUGCUCUUGGCUGUCCUCCGUGUCGUCGAUGAACGGUAUGCUGCCCAUGAAUGUCUCGACCUGCUUGGUACACACACACACAUACACACAACACAUACAGAGGUGCAUCUCCCUCCCCCUCUCAGUGUCCAUCAUCCUGCUCUUGCCUUCUUGGCUUUGUCACUGUCGAGUGCCGUCUUGUUGAUGAGUGUCUCCCUCGCACUCGACUGCGCGAUGGUCUGGAGGCUGCCAAGGUGCAGCAGGCUGUCGAUAUCGAUGGCACGCAGCCCGCCGAUGUGAGAGAGGAACCGACACACGAGCGCACCGCUCGACAGAUGGCCAUCCAGCAGAUGCUGCAGCACGGACUGAGACGGCGGAAUGUCGCGAAUCACAGAGGGCAGCAACGGCUGACACACACACACACACGCAGACACAUCAGUGGAUGGUGGAUGUCAAUGUGUUGUGCCGUCUUACAGCGGGACUGGCGAGUGAGAGCAUCCUCUGUGUGGCGUCGUGCUCAUCUCUGACUGGGAUUGGGUUGGGCAGCUUGGCGAGUGGCGUCUCGGCGAGUGCCGUCUGGAAUGUGUGAAACUCAGACGCACUCAACAGACACAGCACAUACGACCUGACAAAGACACACACACUCGACAGACAGACGCGCGGAUUCUGUGUAUCUCUCUCUGUGUGUGUGUCACUGACGCAUUGGUUCCUCUGCACAUCUCGGGAGACGUGACGCGGGCGAUGUUCUUCUCGACGUUGCCAACACUGACACACACACAGUGAGAGAGUGAGACAGGCAUCCACGCUGUGUGUGUGUCUCUCUGUGUUAGUUCACUCCUUCACUUGAUGUCGUGUGACGCGACGAUGGCGAAUCUUAUGUCGUAUGGAUGAUCGUCGUUCUUGAGCAGCACAAAGUCACACGCGUUGCCAGCACCCAACACUGCAUCCAACACACAAAUCACACACAGACAUGGACACGUUGCUUGUCGGUCUAAUGUCUCUGCCGUGCACGUGUGUGGUUACCUUUGAAGGUGUAGUUGAGAUUGAGCAGGUUGGUCUUGAUCUUGCCGUGCUGUCUGCGUGGCGACACCAGCGCCACACGACCCUGCUGCUGCUGCUGCUGCUGGUCGGCAGCGACGCCGCCAGUGUCACUCAUCAUCGUUGAUUCACGAUAUGCAGCGUGUGUGAAUCAAUCAAUCAGAAGCGGGAGACAACAAGACUGCAGAGAGCUGUGACUGUUUGGCAAUCCGUGAGAGUUGUACAUGUACGUACACGAAAGCAUUGUGGCACGAUCUACUGCAGUUCAUCGUCGCCUUUGUCUUCCUCCUCCCCUUCCUUUUUGUCCCGCCCCUCUGCACCCUCCCCCUCCCCCUCCCUCUCGCCCUCGCCCUCGCCUCGGUGCGGACAGGCACGCACCCAUCCCAUGCACUCACUCAUAGACUACACAGCCCGCCCUCCCGGGCCCUAGCUAGAAUGAGCCAGGUGAGGCU
Vitrella brassicaformis is the source of this 1551-nucleotide messenger RNA. The record is from the annotation of a GenBank genome assembly. Lineage: Eukaryota; Vitrellaceae.